UCACUCAGCAAACGGCGGAGCGGCGUUUCCUCACCAUAAACAUUACUCCGUGCGGAACUGAACACCGGAAGCGACCUAUCUCCGAAAAGGAGCAACGGAACUCGAGCGGCGCGCACGAAUAUCGGUGGAAACUCUGCCUCGCCUACGAUUACAAGCAAAGAUAACCGGCGGCGAUAAACGCGUUACUGGCGAAGUCACAACAAUCGACGCGUCAUGCCGAUUACACCGUUAUUUCGAAAUUUAGCGAAGCUGUCCGGCUUGUUUGUUUGCGCUGCCCUGAUUUGCGUGCAGUCAUCGUGACGCGCUGUUUAGCGCCAAGACGCGUCGGCAGAUAACGAGAGCGAUUUCGCGAUUACGCGUGAAACCUAUUGCGCAUCGAUUGCACGGGAACUUCACGGACAUGCGUCGGUCUAACCCCGAUCCCGGAAUGUCGAAGAAAUUCUGAAGGAAAGUGAAGCUCCAGCCAAAUCCUCGGUGCUGUCUAAUGUCGCCCAUAGAAUCCUCGAAUUUCGAACAUGGAGCGCGUCGGUCGUUCGAGGAAGAGACACUCUAGCAAGGGAGAGGUUAAGGAAGCGGAGCCGGUGUUAGGCAGCCGAGAGACCAUGGAGCCGACAACCAACGAGCAGUACCUCUUCCUCUUAGAGUUCCUAGUCCACCACGUGACCGGCGAUCGCCUGGCGAAGCUCAAUCAAAUGUUCUUCGUCCCCACGACCGUCUCCGUCGGCUUCCUCAGUUUACCCGAGGAGGAGACCGUCGAGAUCACCCCCGUCGAUCCCCUGUUCCAACCCCAGGCCGGGGUAGCCGACGACGUCGAGUACUUCCACUCGGGACGCUCCGUGUUGUUCGCCAUCGAUCAGCGCACGGCGAUCAACAAGGUCCUCGAUUUCGUCGUGAGACUUCGCGUGGAGAAGAAGAUGCCCGAAGGGCUGCGACCCGACGUUCCGAUCGGCGAGGGCGAGCUGGACAUGAGCAAGCACUUCGCCGCCCUGCGAAAAGAGAUGCUGCAGUGCUGGCACAAAAUGGCCCCCCCGCCUAAGUGCUUCGAGGGCGAGGUGCCCCUGACGCACGAGGACGACGAGGUCGGCGCCGUGUGCAUGUUCGCCAGGAUAUCGGCCUUCGGGCAGACGAUCGUGACGGAGUUCGAGGCUCCGCCGGACAUGGACGUCGACGCGUACGUCUUCAAAGGCGACGAGGUCGACCGGAAGUCCUUGAGCUACAAGUGUCGCGUCAUCGACUCCGAGGACGCGGAUAUCGCCAGAGACUCCGCGGACGAUCUAGCGAGAACCGGACCGCCUUGUCGCGUCUGCGUCCCGGACGAGCAUCCCUGCAGUCCUUGCGGCGAUCCCCGAGGCGCGACUCUGAAGCCGCAGGCGAGCCAAAGGCAGAUCGGCGGGUCGGACGGCUAUCCGACCACGGUGUCGAAGUCCCGAUCGAAACCCGACACCUGCGACGAAGUGCACAAGAGCGGUUUGAUACAGUCCAGCCGCGGUCCGGCCCAACCGUGCGGAAAGGCGGUGGUGCUCAAGGUUUCCGGCGUGCUGGACGCCGACGCGGAGAGGAGACCGACGGUCACCGUGGCGUCCGAGGCCGAAGCUGCUGGCCAGGACUGUUCCGAACCCAGCCACGAUGUUUUUGUGCUGAGGAUCGGGAAGAAAGGGAUCGUCGGGGCCGGCGAGAAGUCGGACAUUCAGUUGGAGAUGAGGACGCCGAAAGGCGCCGAGAAAGGGCCACCUGUUAGAAUGGAGACCAGGGAGAUGCAGACGGACGAGGAGAGGAAGAAGAGGAGGAAGAAGAAGAAAGCGAAGAAAGAGUGA
Messenger RNA from Nomia melanderi (Alkali bee), 1814 nucleotides. RefSeq lists its product as uncharacterized. Lineage: Eukaryota; Metazoa; Arthropoda; Insecta; Hymenoptera; Halictidae. The record is from RefSeq and is a predicted model, not a curated record.